Messenger RNA from Penicillium mononematosum, 1176 nucleotides. RefSeq names its product putative cellobiohydrolase (gene cbhC). NCBI's taxonomy places the organism in Eukaryota, Fungi, Ascomycota, Eurotiomycetes, Eurotiales, Aspergillaceae. Gene Ontology annotation, biological process: cellulose catabolic process. Gene Ontology annotation, molecular function: hydrolase activity, hydrolyzing O-glycosyl compounds. Bases 1 to 1176 code for a protein of 391 amino acids. The record is from RefSeq and is a predicted model, not a curated record. The transcript has 6 exons.
AUGCGAUCUUUCAUCCCAUUUGUGCCUCUGCUGGCCACUUCCGCAGCGGCAGCUGCAAUCUCGAGUACAGCUAGCCCAACUGUGACCGCUGCAGCUGCUGGAAAUCCCUUCUCAGGAUACCAGCUCUACGUGAAUUCGUAUUAUGCAUCUGAAGUCUCAGCCUCGGCCUUGCCAUCCAUGACGGGGGCUGCUAAAGCCGCUGCCAGUGCAGCCGCUAAGGUUCCGUCCUUUUAUUGGCUGGAUACUGCAGCCAAGGUGCCAACGAUGGGCGAGUUCCUGGCCGAUAUCAGGGCUCAGAACAAGGCCGGUGCUAGCCCGCCGAUUGCUGGUCAAUUCGUUGUUUAUGACCUGCCUGAUCGUGACUGCGCCGCAUUGGCGAGUAAUGGAGAGUACUCCAUUGCCGAUGGUGGUGUUGCGAAGUACAAGGCGUACAUUGACGCCAUCCGCGAGAUUCUGGUCGAAUACUCUGAUAUUCAGACUAUCCUUGUCGUUGAACCCGAUAGUCUGGCUAACUUGGUUACCAACAUGGCUGUGUCCAAGUGCGCCAACGCACAUGACGCAUACUUGGAGUGCACUAAUUACGCUGUCACCCAGUUGAACUUGGACAAUGUUGCUAUGUACCUCGACGCCGGACAUGCUGGAUGGCUUGGCUGGCCUGCCAACCUAGGCCCAGCAGCUGAGCUCUACGCCAAUGUCUACAACACUGCCAACAAACCCGCCUCUAUGCGAGGACUCGCCACUAACGUUGCCAACUACAACGGCUGGUCUCUCUCUACCUGCCCAUCAUACACCUCCGGAGAUCCCAACUGCGAUGAGAAGAAAUAUAUCAACGCCCUUGCUCCCCUUCUCAAGACUGCUGGCUGGGACGCCCACUUCAUCACCGAUACCGGCCGCAAUGGAGUCCAGCCCACUUCGCAGAGCGCCUGGGGUGAUUGGUGCAAUGUCAAGGGAACUGGCUUCGGUGUACGACCCACUACCGAGACUGGUGACGCUUUGGCCGAUGCCUUUGUCUGGGUGAAGCCCGGUGGUGAGAGUGAUGGUACUUCGGAUUCCAGCGCGGCCCGCUAUGAUGCCCACUGUGGAUAUAGCGAUGCUCUUCAGCCUGCACCUGAAGCUGGCACUUGGUUCCAGGCGUACUUCGCCCAGCUUGUGGAGAAUGCGAAUCCCUCGCUUUGA